AUGGCUUCCCCGCCGGCCUCCACGACCACCGGACCGACCCCCUCGGGCUCCAGGAUAGGGCGGCCACCCCAAUGGACGGUGUCUCGGUCCCGAAAGCUAGCCCGGCUCUAUCUCUACUCCACGCUGUCUAUUGAAAAAAUCAUUAAGGUGCUUGAAGACGAUGGCUUCAACCCGAGGAAGAACUCGGCCCAGAAAACCAUCCAUAAGAUGCUUGACAAUGAUCCCCGGUACCUACGUCCCGAAUCGCGCGCCGAGAUGGGAAAACGGAUCAACAGCCUUACCACGUCCCCCACGCGCCGGAAAAAGAAGGGAGUCCAGGACCAGCGCCUGGCAGCAAGACGCGGUUUCAGAGAGGAAGAAGCUAUGCUUCCCGGCUCGGAGGUAACUUCCCCUUCCGGACUCAGCGUCAAGGCUGAAGACCCUCCCGCGUUUGACUACUCGACCUCUCCCGAUGCCUCCGGUCUUGGCAAUUUCAAAUUCCCAUCCAAGGCCCAGGACACAACGGGGGCAGACAAGGAAGCCUACUUAGUUGGGGUGCAAAACAUAAAGCGAAGAGUUUCCGAAUGCUCGUCCCAUUUCGCCCUGCAGCUAUCAUCCCUGAUCAAAGACUUUACAAUUUCGAUCUGCUCUGAUGGCCAAUCUUCUGGACGCCGCGCCUCGGCAGCGUUCAGCGAAGGGUCAGACCCUGGGGAGCCUCCGGAGUUGGAAACUGUCCCGGAACCCUACGAGUCUUUUCCCGACCCAGGGUUUGCUCUUCCCGGGGAUUUUCUCUCCGCCCACACCAGGAGCUGUGCCGACUUCCCGGGUCAGCGGCAUGGGGCGGGUGAUUGCUGGUGUUCCAUCGCCGAGGAAACCGCUGCGGACGAGUAUUCAUGGGUGCUUCCAGGGGGUGAGCUCAGCGAGAGAACGCGGCGUGUUCUCCACCAGCCUUUGUUAGGAGACUCCAGUCUGCGAGACAGCUGCGGGAACACGCCGUUACACUUGUUUGCGGCAUUAGAAGGCACCCAGGAUAUACUCGGCAGGAUGGUGACUAAUUGCGAAGGGGGGCGUUUGGCAGCGGUCAACAGCGCCCGCCAGACAUUCCUCCACGUCUUAAACCUCGAUUGGAUGUUUGCCCAGGGCUGGUUUACGAAACCGACGUUUACGGCCGAACGUUUUUUCACCGCGCUCAUUCCCUCAUACGGGACCCAUCGCUCCUCGCCAGCCUUAUCUCUCUGUUUGAUCCCGUGCUCGCCUCACGCCGCGGAUGCAUUUGGGUUCAACCCCGUCCCCGACACCGACCCAGCUAACCAAAGCCCAUACAUUCCACCCCGGCGGACCGGCAGCCUGUCUCCGCAGGUCGAGGACCUCGCGCGUGCUAGCCCAAACAGCCAGCCCAACUCCUCUGCCUCCGAAGGCUCCUUCUUAGCCUACCACGCCCGCCUCGUCCAGGUCAUCCAGUCCUCCUACAACAACCCCACUGUCGAGGACGCCGACGGCCGCAACGGCUUGCACUGCCUGGCACAAGCCAUCCUAAACCAACAAGCCAUGGACCGCCACGUGCGCUCUUCCUCCUCCUCCUCCGCCGGCGGCCGCCCACACCUCAAGCGAAAACUCGACGCAUCAAAAGACACACCUACCCCCUCACACACCUCCCCCACCCCCGUCGGAACCCCCACCGCAGGCAACGCCACAACAACAACAACCAGCUCCACAGAAGGCACGCUACCCACCCGCCUGCGGCACCUGCACUCGCUCCUGCACCGCUCGGUCGCCGUCUCGGUCGCCCAUUACGACCGCCGCGGUUACACGCCGCUCAUGGCCUUUGUCGAGCACGUCGCCGACGACCAGGACGACAAGGCCCGCACCCUGCAGGCCAUCCUCGAGACGCUGGUGCGCGCGGGCGCCAGCAUCGAGGCACGUAACCGCCGCGGCGAGACACCACUGCUCAUGGCGGCAAGGCUCGGGCGCAAGGUCGCGCUGGCCACGCUGUUGGAGUGUGGGGCGAAUGUCCAUGCGAGGGAUGUGGAUGGGCGGGGCGUGCUGGAGGUGUUGGAUGCCGAGGUGGGUGGGGAGAGGGCCAGGAAGGAGGUCGGGCUGUAUGCGCGGUUGGAGGCGUGUCGCGUGCUGUUGACGGGGAGGAGGGAGUGGGGGGUGGGGCGCUGUUACGAUUCAGGCUCACCUGAAUUCGUCCAGGGUAUCCUCGCCGUCGGAUGCCAUCACUGA
Molecule: messenger RNA, 2205 nt
Organism: Chaetomium globosum CBS 148.51
Lineage: Eukaryota; Fungi; Ascomycota; Sordariomycetes; Sordariales; Chaetomiaceae
Exons: 6
Coding region: 1-2205 (734 amino acids)
Molecular function (GO): protein binding
Source: RefSeq, a predicted model, not a curated record